This is a messenger RNA of Penicillium arizonense, 1032 nucleotides long. RefSeq lists its product as uncharacterized. The record is from RefSeq and is a predicted model, not a curated record. Lineage: Eukaryota; Fungi; Ascomycota; Eurotiomycetes; Eurotiales; Aspergillaceae. The transcript is spliced from 4 exons. The coding region runs from base 1 to 1032 and encodes 343 amino acids.
AUGUCUACCUUCGUUGAUACCCAAUGGGAUCCGUUGAGGGACAUUACCGAUCUCCGUGGUUACGUUGUUGUUGUGACAGGAGGAAGCAGCGGAAUCGGCUUCGCAACGGUUAGCCUCCUUGCACGACGUGGAGCAAAGGUAUACUUCACAACACGAUUUGAGUCGAAAGCCCGAAAGACAAAGGAGACACUCCAAAAUACGCACCCAGAUAUCGAUCCGAACAAUAUCGAAUGGCUAUUGUUGGACUUAUUCGAUUUGAAAAGUAUUGAUGCAGCUACUAAUAAGCUGAAAAUGAAGGAAAGAAAGCUGGAUAUCCUAAUUAAUAACGCUGCGGUCUCGACGUCAUCCACUGAGCUUGUAGCUGAUAGAUGGGAACAACAUAUGGCAGCCAACCAUGCGGGCCCUUUCCUCUUUGUCAACCGUGUCUUGCCGCUUCUCAAGAAUGCUCUGAAAGAAAGGGACAGCGAUGUUAGGAUCAUAAACCUCAGCUCCAUCGCACACGUCAGCAUGCUGCCGCAAACCUUCAAGUUCACGUUCGACUCUGCCGCUUGCCUUAGCAACCCGGUUCCGUCACACCCCUGGCAAUGGCGAUGGUUUGGCAGAUUCAUAUUCGGCUUCGAUAUAGUCCGCUACGCCGUGUCAAAAGCCGCCGUCGUUUUGUUUACAAAGGAGUUGCAACAACAGUUGGAUGAGCAGGAUCUUCCUAUCAUAACUAUUGCUGUACACCCUGGUGAGGUUGCUACUGAGGGUGUGAUGGCGAUCAACAAUGCAUUUAUAAAGACCCUAGCCCGGAUAUCCUUUCUCACUCCCGAACAAGGUUCGGCUACUCCUAUCUUUGCGGCGACCGCUAAAGAGGUGCGACAGAACGCUGGGAAGUACAAGGGCAAGUUCCUAGUUCCCUUUGGCAGAGUUGAGGCUCCGAAUACCGUUGUCGAAGACGAUGGACAAGUCAAAGGGUUGUGGAAGAACACGACCAGGGAAAUUAACAAGAGGCUUGUUAGUGAAGGUCUCCCACUCUUGGAUAUGUGGUGA